Messenger RNA from Saccostrea echinata, 1050 nucleotides. RefSeq names its product IgGFc-binding protein-like. The transcript has a single exon. NCBI's taxonomy places the organism in Eukaryota, Metazoa, Mollusca, Bivalvia, Ostreida, Ostreidae. The record is from RefSeq and is a predicted model, not a curated record. Bases 1 to 1050 code for a protein of 349 amino acids.
AUGUGCAAAUAUUUGACAGUAGAACCCAAAGCUGUAAUAUUACAAAGCUCAGAACCAUCGUCAGUUACUUUAUUUCAAAGAAAUUCCAUGAAGCAGUCUGGUGACGGGACACUGAUUAUUCCAACAAAGAAACUCUCAACUAAAUAUUUAAUUUCUUCCACAGAACCGUAUACUUCAUCGCUUGAUUAUUAUUAUGUUAGUCAAUUUGCUAUUGGGGCCCUCAAUGAGCUAACGAAAAUCAAUAUUACAUUGAAAAUGAAAAACAAAAAUCCUCUUGAAAUUUUGGGGAAAACAUAUGACGAUGGGGAUACUUUCCAAAUAACAUUGGGUAGAUUUGAAACCCUCCAAGUAAACCAUAACACAGACCUUACUGGAACAUUCAUAACAUCAACAAAGUCUAUAGCAGUGUUCUCUGGAAAUCGGUGUAAGCAGUUCAAAAUUAAUUAUUGCAGUCAUCUCUUCACUCAGUUACCUCCCACUAACGAAUUAGACAAUGAGUACAUUGUUCCCCCAUUCUUUGGUAAUCUAGAAACUUUAAUUCAGAUAAUAAGUGAAAGUCAGGGUUAUGUCAACAUUAGUGUUGGAACCAAAACAACAAACCUUCCUUUGAAUGGAAAAGAAGGCAGGAACAUUGAAAUUGCAUCAAAUGAAACAACAGUUGUUGAGUCCAUGACCCCGGUACUGGUUACUGGUUUCGGAAUGGGUUCUAAAAGUAACGACCCUUAUAUGACAGUCAUUCCUGGUGUUCAUCAAUAUGUCAAUUACUACAAGAUAAUGAUCCCAGACGGAUUCACAGCAAACUUUAUAUGCGUGGUAUUUGAACGAGACGCAAUAAAUAAUCUUCAAAUAAAUGGACAAACCGUUGACCAUUACCAAUCUGUUUACGAGAGCCUAGUAUAUUCAAAAAAAUUAUACGUUAUCCGUACUUUUGACGUCUCGAAUGGAACAUAUGUUCUAACAACAACAAAUGAGUCAAAUUUUGGAAUGAUUGUAUAUGGCCAUGAUCGUAUUGAUGGAUAUGCAUUCUCUGGAAACUUCGUGUUUCCGUAG